AUAAUCCGUGUUCAGAGAGGAGUUUCAGCAGAAAACAGUUGGCAGAUUGUGAGGCGAUACAGUGACUUUGACUUGCUUAAUAAUAGCUUGCAGAUAUCAACUCUAAGUCUACCUCUUCCUCCAAAAAAAUUGAUUGGAAAUAUGGAGCGUGAAUUCAUAGCUGAAAGACAGAAGGGACUCCAAGCCUAUCUUGAUGUAAUUACUACCCAUCACAUACUGUCUAACUGUGAACUGGUAAAAAAAUUCUUGGACCCAAACAGCUAUUCUGUAAACUACACUGAAAUUGCCUUACAGCAUGUUUCAAUGUUCUUCCGAUCAGAGCCAAAGUGGGAAGUGGUAGAACCAUUAAAAGAUAUAGGUUGGCGAAUACGUAAGAAAUAUUUCUUAAUGAAGAUUAAGAAUCAACCAAAGGAACGGCUAAUGUUAAGCUGGGCUGAUCUUGGCCCUGAUAAAUACUUGUCUGACAAAGAUUUACAGUAUGCUGUGAAACUUCUUUCUUCCUGUUCUCAUCCCUAUAUAUACAAAAUCACUUUUGCCACUGCCAAUGAAUCUUCAGCGCUGGUUAUUCGACCAUUCAGUGAAAAAGGGACACUAAAGGACCUUAUUUAUAAGGCAAAGCCAAAAGACCCGUUCCUGAAGAAGUAUUGCAAUCCUAAAAAAAUUCAAGGCCUUGAACUUCAGCAAAUAAAAACAUAUGGAAGGCAAAUAUUAGAGGUAUUAAAAUUUUUGCAUGAGAAAGGAUUUCCUUACGGCCAUCUUCACUCUGCCAAUGUGAUGCUGGAUGGGGACACCUGCAAAUUACUGGAUCUAGAAAAUUCCUUGUUGGGACUUCCAUCAUUUUAUCGAUCAUACUUUUCACAGUUUCGGAAAAUUAAUACUUUAGAAGGUGUUGAUGUACAUUGCUUUGGACACUUACUGUAUGAAAUGACAUAUGGAAGACCCCCAGAUACGAUUCCAGUAGACAGCUUCCCUCCUGCGCCGUCAGUGUUUGUUGUGUCUGUGUUGGAAUCCAUUCUGACCUGUGAAGCUAUGAAGAAUGGUAUGCCAACUGUUUCACGGCUCUUACAGAUGCCAUUAUUUAGUGAUGUCCUGCUAACAAACUCCGAGAAACCACAGUUUAAGAUUCCUACUAAGCUAAAAGAGGCAUUGAAAACUUCCAAGGAAUGCAUAGAGAAACGAUUAACAGAAGAACAGAAACUGAUUCACCAGCACCGAAGGCUGACAAGAGCUCAAUCUCAUCAUGGCUCUGAAGAAGAAAAAAAGAAAAGGAAGAUCUUAGCACGAAAAAAGUCAAAACGCUCUGCCUAUGAAAGUGGGGAAGAACACUCAGCAAAAUACAGCAACUCAAAUAACUCAGCAGGCUCAGGGGCAAGUUCCCCAUUAACAUCUCCAUCGUCCCCCACUCCGCCUUCUACAGCAGGAGCAUCGUCGAUACCCCCAGCACCGCCACCGCCGCCCCUGCCACCAGCAGCUCCUCCUCCUCCGAGUACAGAGGUGCCAACGCAGCCAAGCCCACAGCCCCAUGUCAGUGCAAGCCGAGGAGCCUUACUCAGCUCCAUUCAAAACUUUCAGAAAGGAACACUGAAGAAAACACAGACCUGCGACUACAGUGCUCCCAGGAUCAGCUGAGGCCACUGGUCACACCAGGAUUAAUUCCCUCUCCCCCUCCUGUGCUGUCUGGGAACAAGACCCUCCUGACCGGCAACUGGAUCCACCGGCAUAUAGUAGCUAAUCACGCUGUAGCUCCAUUUACCCGCUCCAGCUCUUCUUGAGUAGCAGCACUUCCCUGUCUGCAUUGCAUUGCCAUGCUGUGAUAAGUACUCUAUUCUUUACUUGGUUUCAAGAACUUUGUUCUCUAGCUACAGUUUCAGGGGUACAGCAACUUCUAUAUAGCUGAAUAAAAAAAGCUGAAAAUAGGAA
Antrostomus carolinensis (chuck-will's-widow) is the source of this 1920-nucleotide messenger RNA. RefSeq names its product PX domain containing serine/threonine kinase like (gene PXK). Lineage: Eukaryota; Metazoa; Chordata; Aves; Caprimulgiformes; Caprimulgidae. Bases 142 to 1629 code for a protein of 495 amino acids. The record is from RefSeq and is a predicted model, not a curated record. Gene Ontology annotation, molecular function: phosphatidylinositol binding; ATP binding; actin binding. The transcript has 17 exons. Gene Ontology annotation, biological process: early endosome to late endosome transport; protein targeting to lysosome; protein phosphorylation. Gene Ontology annotation, cellular component: late endosome; early endosome; plasma membrane.